CGCCGAUUCCUUCUCGAUUGGAAACCGACCACGGCAAAAUAUCAAGCAACGAGCACUAGCCAGCCAUUUACUCAGAGCUCGAGCUUAUUAGCUGCGAGGGGAGGCGCGUGACACACCUCGCCGGCCGGCGGCAUACACAACACACCCGCAUCGGCGCAGCAUGGGGAACUGCCUCAAGCUGCAGCGCGCGGCGGUGUGGGCGGACGGCGACGAGUGGGAGGAGGAGGAGUUGGCGGCGGGGAGCAGUAAGGCGAAGGCCGCCGCCGCCGGCGAGGCGAAGGUGAACCGGGUGGAGGUGAAGAUCAGGGUGACGAAGCGGCAGCUGCAGGAGCUGCUGGAGAAGGCCGGCGGCCGUGGGGGCUGCAAGGCCAACGCGCGGGAGGCGGAGAAGGUGCUGGCGGAGCUGAUGACCUCCGGCAGGGUGUGCUACCAGCGGAAGCACGAGGAGAUGCGGGGGCACUGGAGGCCCGCCCUGUACAGCAUACCGGAGUCUGCCGCCGAGGAGUCAUGACACGGCUCUCGAGUUUUUUGAGCCUCUUGAGCUCUUGGCCGGCGAGAGAGGGUGCUCGAUCAGAAUUUUCUGUCAGAUUAGUUCUGUAUGCGCACGGUAGUUGGCUAGUUGCUAUAGGAAGGUGCAGGUUUUAGCGAUUCUUUCUGAGAUAGUUUUCUGUACAGGCUUACGAACCGAUAAUGCUGAUAGGAAGCAGUUACUGGUGCCAGUUUUUAACACCCAGCAGACCACUGUAUGAUUACUGGCUC
Molecule: messenger RNA, 759 nt
Organism: Panicum virgatum (switchgrass)
Lineage: Eukaryota; Viridiplantae; Streptophyta; Magnoliopsida; Poales; Poaceae
Exons: 1
Coding region: 161-511 (116 amino acids)
Source: RefSeq, a predicted model, not a curated record